UGCGCGUUUUUAGGCUAGUCACUCUGUUUUCAUGAUAAGGACAAAGCUGUUUAUUUAUCUGUUUCUCUCUGUUUUUCUCUCUUUCUCUUUUUAUCAGUCUGUCCAUUCUGUAGUGAGUGCAUGCAGGACAGUGGUCGCUCCCUUACUAGCGGACCUGGUAGAACAGUCUCGAUUCUCGGCUCGGUAAAACAGAACCGGACCGGACUGGCCCGGAGACAGGAUGAGUGACCCGGUGAAGAGCUCUGUUUCCGGCACGACAUCCAGCAACACCGCGGCUCCUGCCCCGGGCUCCGACACCUACAAAGGCUGGCUCUUUAAAUGGACUAACUAUCUGAAAGGAUACCAGCGGAGGUGGUUCGUCCUCAGUAACGGUCUGCUGUCUUAUUACAGGACGCAGGCGGAGAUGGCUCACACGUGUCGCGGCACCAUCAACCUGGCGACGGCUCACAUCGACACGGAGGACGCGUGUAACAUCGUGCUGAGCAGCGGGGGGCGCACUUACCACCUGAAAGCUGCCACUGAGGUGGAGAGGCAGAAGUGGGUGACGGCGCUGGAGCUGGCCAAAGCCAAAGCCGUCCGCAUGAUGAACGAUCAGUCGGAUGACUCGGGGGAAGAGGAACCCACAUCACGCUCGGACCGCAGUGAACUGCAGGGGGCGCUGAAGACUUUGGCGAGUAAGCUGGACGAUCUGUGCACGUGUAACGAUCUGAUAGCGAAGCAUGGUGCGGCGCUGCAGCGUUCUCUCAGCGAGCUCGAGGCUCUGCGCGUCCCCGUCGAGGGCAGCGAGAAGAUCAAGGCCGUGAACGAGAGAGCCACUCUGUUCCGCAUCACCUCCAAUGCUAUGAUCAACGCAUGCCGUGAUUUCCUGGAGCUGGCCGAGAGCCACAGCCGCAGAUGGCAGCGAGUCCUGCAGCAUGAGCGAGAGCAGCGUACUCACCUGGAGGAGACGAUAGAACAACUGGCCAAGCAGCACAACAGCCUGGAGAGAGCGUGGAGAGAGGCGCCGACACACACCUCUAACACACCUGACACCACCUCCACACACACCGGAGUGAGUGAGAGGUCCCGCAAAGAGGAAGCGAGUGAUGAAGAUGAAGAUACGGAAUAUUUUGACGCCAUGGAGGAUUCGCCCGCUUUCAUCACAGUGACGGCUACAGACGUCUCUCAGCACAGGCGUUCUCAGAGUAAUCUAAGUGGUGCCAGUGGUGGGCAGCCCAGUGACUGGAACCUGGAGCAACAUUCGUCUCCGAGCUGUAAUGAUUUAUCAGGGAGGGAGGUGCAGACACGCAGGAAGAGGCGGAGCCGAAUCCCAGACAAGCCCAACUAUUCGCUUAACCUGUGGAGCAUCAUGAAGAACUGCAUCGGCAAAGAGCUCUCCAAGAUCCCCAUGCCUGUGAACUUUAACGAGCCCCUGUCCAUGCUGCAGCGGCUGACGGAGGAUCUGGAGUACAGCGAGCUGUUGGAUAAAGCAGCUCGUUGUGAGAAUUCCCUCGAGCAGAUGUGCUUGGUGGCCGCCUUCUCCGUCUCGUCCUAUUCCACCACCGUCCACCGCACGGCUAAACCCUUCAACCCCCUUCUGGGUGAAACGUACGAGCUCGACCGGCUCGACGACUACGGCUACCGCUCCCUCUGCGAGCAGGUUAGUCAUCAUCCUCCGGCUGCGGCGCAUCACGUCAUCUCACAGCGAGGCUGGACUCUGCGACAGGAAAUCACCAUUGCUAGCAAGUUCCGUGGCAAAUACCUGUCCAUCAUGCCCCUGGGUGCCAUCCACCUGCAGUUCCAUGCCAGCGGGAACCACUACGUGUGGCGUAAGGUGACCUCCACCGUGCACAACAUUAUCGUGGGCAAACUGUGGAUUGAUCAGUCGGGGGACAUCGACAUUGUGAACCACAGAACCAAAGAGACGUGUCAGCUUAAGUUCUCUCCAUACAGCUACUUUUCAAGGGAAGUUCCACGCAAGGUGACGGGCGUCGUGUCGGACAGUGAAGGACAAGCGCAUUACAUCCUAUCAGGAACGUGGGACGACCGAAUGGAGAGCGCUAAGAUCGUUCAGAGCAGCCGCGGCAGCAGCAGUGCAGAGGGCAAGCAGAAGACAGUGUACCAAACACUCACUCCUCGACUACUGUGGAAGAAAUACCCACUUCCGGAGAACGCGGAGAACAUGUACUUCUUCUCGUCGCUGGCUCUCACGCUGAACGAGGAGGAGGACGGCGUGUGUGUGACGGACAGCCGUCUGCGGCCGGACCAGCGUCUGAUGGAGGAGGGACGAUGGGACGAAGCCAACAUGGAGAAACAGAGACUGGAGGAGAAACAGAGAGCUGUGAGGAGGAGGAGAGAGGCCGAGGCGUCCGACGCCAUGGACCAAGAGUGUGAGCUUGACUCUGGUCGUGAGUACGAGGGCUACAAGCCUCACUGGUUCCAUCAGAGGACGGACCCUGUGACUGGGGAGAUGAACUUCGUGUAUAAAGGGGGUUACUGGGAGGCCAAAGAGAGACAGGACUGGAGUGUGUGUCCGGAUAUUUUCUGAACGGAGACGGGAGUGAGGACAGGACGUCCUCUAACAGACUCACAGAGGAUCCGGGACAUAGAUCCCUGCCUCAGCGAGAGAACCGAGACGAUCACACGGGCUCUCGAUAUAAAGGGAAAAAGAGAGAGAGAGAGAGGGACAUCUGAUCUCUCUCCAGUAUUCGCCUGAAAGCUGUGUGUGUGUGUGUGUGUGUGUUUAAAAGAGAAGAAGGGGAUUUGGACUUGAACUUUAACCCCUUAAUUCUUCCAAACCAAAUCAGGUGCUCUUUCUCCAGGAAAAAAAAAACAACAACAACAACAAGAACAACAACAACAAAAAUAAACGCCCUUCCGAGUGCACUCCCCUCGCUCCCUACGCCUAACGAGGAUAUCACACAUCACACCUCUCCGUCCCGCACGAGGAAGAAAGCGAUCGCUUCAUUUAGUCUCAUGUAGGCUUUACAGUGUGCACACUCAUUAAUAUUUACAUAUCAUUAUAUCCUAAUUUGCAUAUCCCAAAGGACAAUGGGCGGAAAUUCAUGUCAGUAACCUCUGUUAUGGCCACCGACGAGCUGCGUUUUACCCGUCACAAGCUCCACCUACUCUAAUUAAGAUUAAAGCGGGGAUAUGCGUGUCCUAAUCCUCAACAAAGAAUAUCUUAAAUAUUUUUUUAAAAAAGCUUCCUGAAGUGUCGAGAGCCGUCGUCGUUGCUCAGUGACGCACUCCAGAUUUCAUAUCGAAUUCAUAUAUAAAGCCUGAGCUAUGAAACGGUUAAAGGAAUAGUUUGGGGAAGAUUUGUAAUCAGGAUUAGUCCAUAAGCCUCAUGCUAAAAAGUCUGUCACCCAAAAUCUUAAUAAAUCCACACUCAACACUUAAUUUAAAUAUUUUUAACUAUAGCCUCAUUUUGAUUAAACAAAUUUGUAAAAUAGCGACGAGAGUCUUUAUUUAUGCUGGACAAAGAGCUUUUUUGCUCCUUGGUCAUACCACGAUGGCCGCUCCCAUAGCACUUCGGUGUUUUGUUCAUGUUUUAGAUGACAGGAAGUGUCUGAAAUCACAUUAAAAGAUUGAACGUAAGUUUGAUCGUAAGGUCAGAUCGUAAAUUCGCUUUUAAUGCGUGCUGGGAAAGAAUUUUAAAACUAACCCGGCGUAGAAUUUCAACAUAGUUUACGUCAUCACUAGUAGUGCGUAAAGUGAUCGUAUUUCAUCAUCACCAGCCAAUCAGAAACACGAUCCGGUAUAAACAGGAAGUACUACAUCCACGAUAUAAUCCCCGAAACAUGGGGAAGCAGCUGUUUACUUCGAGCGAAGUCUGUCUCUCGAGUUGUUUUAACAAAAUCCAAAAGAUCCAGUGAAGGUUGUAUCCAUAAUCAACUCUGAACACAUUCAUAACAAGUUCUAAAGCAACAAAAAUAUUUACGAGCAUACACUACUAAACUUUACAGAGAUCGUUAUUACGCAUCAUUACGAGUUAUUAACAUUAACAUUAAAGAAUGUCAUUGGUUUAAUAAAAAUGUUUUUGUUGUUUUAAAAGAUCCCGAGCAGCUCACAAAUACAACUUAUAAGGCAUUAUAACCAGUGCUAUGAAGUGUCAUGCCUUUUCAGUGUGUAAAAUGCAUUAAAGUGCAUCAUAAAUGUGUUCAUAAGUCAACAAACAGUAUAAAGGCUCUGCUUGGGCUCUUGUGCAAUAACACAAGAUAUUUAAGAAACGACAGAAUGAAGCAACUUCAUUAGCAGUAACAGUGAAAUAUUUUCAUGUGACCUGACCUUUUGCGACUUCACGUAAUCGCUUUUUACGUUAAUAUUUAUAAUUGAUAUUUGUAGUUUUGAUGACGGGCCACUAAAUACUUCACACAUAAAGAAAUGAUUAAACUCGUUACGAAAUAAAAACUAAACGGAAUCUCUUCAUAGUUGGUUAUGGACUUUACAAGUCUUUUUUGUUUGCACUGUAAAUUUUACGCUACAAUGUAAAGCUACAUUAAAACUGUCGUUCGGUGCAAUCGUUCAUUUUUAAGUAGUUCGUAAACUAGGUUACGAUAGAGCUUACGUUCUGCUGCAGGAUGGACUUCAGUUAUUAUUAGCUGCAUUAAUCAUUAAUAUAAAAAAAUAAACUUCAGACACCAAAAUAUUUUGACUGAUCGGCUAGAAAAACUGUGUAGAUUAAUUAAUUAGAUCAAUUUUUUUCUCCAAACUAUUCCUUUAAACAGGCAGGUGAUCAGCAAGAACAUUUUUAAAAAUAAUAGUCUCAAGGGAACUUUUUAGCUUUAGUAAUUGCUAAUAAAAUGGCCAUAAUGUCCCUUUAUUGUGUGUUCCAAAAAAAAAAAAAAAAAAAGAAAAAGCACACAUUAAUUAGCAUAACUCCCGUUCCUCUCGAAAACCCGCAGAAAUCCUCAAAGCUUAACGACGCCUGCGGAAGGAGAAACAGUAUUUUUGUGGAUGAUAUUCGCCUUCCUCACCUUCUCAUUAUCGUCACACUGAAUCUCUGUGGUCUUAAAUCUUGAAGUCUCGGAAAAUGAUACGAACUUCAAGACUUCAUCAUGUGGGUCCUCUAAGUUUUCUUAACAGUGUUGAGAACGUAGAAUUUAGAGCACAGGUACGGCGUUACCUGUCCAGACUCCGGUGUGUUUAUUUUUUAUGAUAACAAAGAAGAAGAUAGAUGAUAACCUGAAUAAUAAUAAUAAUAAUAAUAAUAAUAAUAAUAGUAAUAAUAAAGAGAAUAAUAAAUGAUAAUAAUAUGAUUAUAAUUAAUAUAAAGAAGAGACAAGUGAGUAAUGAAGCAACUCUAACAGAAAUAUUUACUGUAAAUGUGUCUUAUAAUCUGAGAUGAUCUAGCUAGGCUAAAAGUUUUAAUUUUUGACAAGCUUCCGUGGUCUGAUUUGAAAUUUUAAUGUUUUGUAUUAAAAGAGAUUUGCUCACACAGUCA
Messenger RNA from Pangasianodon hypophthalmus (striped catfish), 5425 nucleotides. It is a transcript of the gene osbp2b, whose product is annotated as oxysterol binding protein 2b. The transcript has 15 exons. Gene Ontology annotation, molecular function: cholesterol binding. Bases 221 to 2527 code for a protein of 768 amino acids. Lineage: Eukaryota; Metazoa; Chordata; Actinopteri; Siluriformes; Pangasiidae. Gene Ontology annotation, cellular component: intracellular membrane-bounded organelle; membrane; cytosol. The record is from RefSeq and is a predicted model, not a curated record.